AUGUCGUUCUGGGACAAUAAUAAAGACUCUUUUAAAGCAUUCGGGUCGGCCACCGCCCGAGGAAUUGGACGUGGCACGAAAGCAGUGUCUAAAGCUGGCUACGACACGUAUAAGAAGAAUGAAGCGAAAAGAAAAGGAUUACCUCCCCCUGGAGAGACCCAGUCCGAAGCUGGACCCAGUGCUCAUUAUGAAUACACGCCUCCUGACAAGGAGAAGCUAGCUGCGUUGCCUGGUCCAGUUAAAAGAAACGUUGGAGCCUACGACGUGCCUAAAGCAGGAGAGAAAUCGAAAUACCCUGCUCCAGCUCAGAGGCCUCUGUAUGAUAGCCAACUGAGCCAGCAAAGCCAGCCCCAGCUACCUGCUCAGCCUCAGCAGCAGUACCAACCAAACGCCCAACAGGGCUACCAGCCUCCUCAGCAACCGCAAGAUGCUCAGGGUUAUCAGCAACAGGGUUAUCAACAGCCUCCACAACAACAGCAACAACAGCAGGGGUACCAGCAGCCUUACCAGCCUCAGCCGUAUCAACCACAACCGUACCAACCACAGUCGUUCCAGCCUCAACCGUACCAGCCUGCUCAAGCUCCUGCUCAAGAUCAGCAACUGGGCGCCCCUCCAAGCUAUCAGCAGGCUCCCGGAACAACCCCUUCCUAUGCUCAAGCUCCAGGUACGACGCCUUCGUACUCACAGGCUCCAGCAACUACACCAGCCUACUCGCAGGCGCCAGGAACAGAGCAAAGAGGAGCUCCUCCUCCUCCACCGAGAGAAAACUCGACAUCCUCUCUGAUCCAGCAAGUUCCGCAGACUCAGCAGCCUCCAGCCCAGGAGUCGAUCUCUUCUGACUCCACGGGCGAGCUGAAGAAGGUGUCCAUGUUCAGAGGAGACAAUGAUCUCUCUCAGUUCGCUCCUCCGCCUAUCCACAAGGGAAGAAACGGAGGCACGGUUCCUGCCACACCAAGGUCGCCUGCCAGUCUGCAUGCUUCACUUCCCUCCCGGGAGUCUGCCAAAUCGCCAGAACCACCAUCGCAGCCAGGUUCUAUCAAAAGAUAUCAGAGCACGGCUCCAGAUCCUACGCUGUUUGCUCCUCCUCCGCCAAUGAGAAAGGAAAGCCAGGCGCCUCCGCCACGAACGAAACCCAAGCCUGCUCUGGUAAUGCCACCCCAGCCUCCACCACAGGUGCAACCUCCACCACAAGUCCCUGCUCCACCUCAGGUUCCGGCUGUACCUCAAGUUCCGGCUGUACCUCAGGUUCCCGCUACUCCUCAGGUUCCUGCUACACCUCAGGUACCUCCUACACCCCAGGCUCCAGCGUCAAAUCUGACCCCCGCUGCUGGUCCUCCACCCCAGUUGCCUCACAGAACGUCGGACACGUCUUCCGUUGCAGCAAACAAACCAAUCAAGGCUCCUCCUCCAAAACCGGCAACAAAGCCCACGCUUCACACCGAGAACUCGGCGUCCUCUGUCCCUCCUAGUCUUCCCACAAGAGAGGCACCUCGGGCUAAUUCACCUCCACCGCCAUAUACACUUGCUGAGCAGGCAGAGGAAACCCCAGCGGCUCCUGCUCCAAGUGCCGCCCCAUCUGGUGCUCCCAAUUUUGCGGCAGAGAUUGCUCGUUUGAGAAGCGGUGGUGAAACGCAACCCGAUGCUGCAAUCCCGUCAAAGAAGGUUCCUCCUCCAAAGCCUGCUAAGCCAGUGAAGCCACCAAAGCCUGCAAAACCAUCGUUUGAGCUGAAGCCUGCGCUGGCCAAGCCAGAAAUUGCGCCAAAGCCAGAAAUUGCAGCAAAGCCAGAAAUUGCUCCAAAGCCAGAGGUUGCACCUAAACCGGCUGUUGCGCCAAAGCCGCCAGUGGCACCUAAACCAACAACCGAAAAGGAAGCCCCUAGGCCCACCCCGGCUCCCAAACCUGCUCCUCCAGUGUUACCUCGAAGGGAGUCGGUGCAAUCUAAUUCAAGCGACGUUGGCCCUGUUUCCCGUGGUCUUCCGCCAUCCAAUGCUAUUCCCCCAAAACCAACGAACUCUACUUUGCCUGACGCCUCCCAAGCUAACCAGCCUCCUAUAGUACCCAUAGUGCCACAAGGAAGCCAGGCAGCAGUUCAGCAAGCUCAGCCCGCCCAGCCUGCUCCAGCUGCUCCUCCUGCUCCAGCUGCACAAGCUGAGGCACCGGUGCCGCCAAAACGUAAUUAUGAAAGAAAGGCCGCUCCGUUGCCUCCACAAGCUGCUUCGAGCCAACCAACUCCCGCCCAACCGGCCCCUGUGCCUUCUGGUCCUCCGCAACUUGAUCUUGAGAUGGGCACAGGAUGGUAUAUGGCAACCGACAAGCCCAUGGUGCUCCCCAAAUCACUUGAGGGUCACAACUACUCCACUUCAUUCAUGUACUCGACCCAGGGCGGGCCUGGUGGUAUGAAGAAGACAUCGACCAGAGAGUUGAACGUUCGUCUCAAGGACCUUUCCAAAAUCAAAUACAAGUUCACCUGGGUCAAUGAGGACAUCAGUCUGGCCAAUGUGACCAUCGAUCACUACAUGCCCUCCCCAAUCGACACCAGAGUUCCUCAACAUGCUGAUCUUGUUGCUUACAGUCAACAGUAUGGUGAGAACGUCGCAGGCUACUCACUUCACCAUGAAGGUCAACAAGUUGGUCGUGGUGAAUGUUGGGAUCUUGCCAAGUUUGCGUUGGAGCAAGGAUGUGGCAACCAGGCCUUCGUUUCCACAUACUACCACCACGGAUUCCCAAUACUCGAAGUGCAUGGAACUCCAAACGGCCCUACGAUGAUGCGUCCCCAACUUGACGAGGUGCGUCGUGGUGACAUACUCCAGUUUAAGAGUGCCAAAUUUGAAAACAGAGCUACUGGGUCUACGCAGACCGCUGGAGACCCCGACCACACCUCUGUUGUGAUUGACAAGGUGGGAGAGAAGAUAUAUGUAGCCGAGCAGAAUGUGGGCGGUGUCAAGGUCGUCAAGAGAGGAGAAUACGAAAUUGGCAAUAUCACGCAGGGAUCUGUGGCCGCCUACAGGCCUAUGCCUGCUGGGUGGGCUGAGUGA
Candidozyma pseudohaemuli is the source of this 3036-nucleotide messenger RNA. RefSeq names its product Muc1p (gene MUC1). The transcript has a single exon. Lineage: Eukaryota; Fungi; Ascomycota; Pichiomycetes; Serinales; Metschnikowiaceae. The record is from RefSeq and is a predicted model, not a curated record. The coding region runs from base 1 to 3036 and encodes 1011 amino acids.